This is a messenger RNA of Microthlaspi erraticum, 607 nucleotides long. The record is from the annotation of a GenBank genome assembly. NCBI's taxonomy places the organism in Eukaryota, Viridiplantae, Streptophyta, Magnoliopsida, Brassicales, Brassicaceae.
AUGACUUUGUUCCCCACCAAGUUUGAAAAUGGGAAGAUUGAGUACAAGAUAAGGUACAAGGGGAGAUCAAGGCCAUUCUCUAGAGCCAAAGCCUUGGUGACUUCAGAACAGUCCAGGGACCCAACCAAGCUAAAGGAGCUUCUGUCUCAAGUCCUCACUAUCACCCUUGAUGGUGACAAAGGAGCCAGCUCGACCGACAGCUCGAUCGAGCUAGAAACAGGGCAACUCGAUCGAGUUCCACAACUCGACCAGAGGAUGGAAGAAUCUGAUGCAGAGGGAUAUGUCUACUCUGAGGAGUCUGAGAGUGAGAGAUUGAGGGAGGAAAGGAGAACCAAGAAGAGGAAUGAUCCCAUUAGUAGUGAGAGUGAGCAAGGGGAGUUUGAGAUUGGAGUGAACCUUGUUCAAGAGGAGGUGAUCAAGAGGAACCAAGAUGAGCCCAUGGAGGAGGCUGAGCAGAGCAAGAAGGAGGAUGAGCUCCCUAUGUACCAAGAGCACUACAAUGCUCUCUUCUCCAUGGACUUUGUGGAGACCAAGUACCCACAUGAUGACACAAUGAGAGGCCUUGGGAUCUUUGAGGAUGUGGAGUUGGUGCUCAAGAACAUGCACU